AUGCCGCCUCGAAGGUCUGUUAGACGCACUAGCGGAACGCAAGCAAAUCCACCACCGCCGCCUCCCCAAUAUGAUCUUGUUAUGUUCCAAGUUGCGGUCACGGCCGCGGUGGCAGCUGCUAUGUCCCAAAUCAGCACUGAUGGUGCAGGACGGACAGGGAGCGAAAUUGAAUUGACAAGAACAUUGCUGAAUCGAGACACACACCUAUAUGCGGCGCAUGAAGAAAGACAUGGUUUUCCGGGUAUGCUUGGGAGCAUUGAUUGCAUACACUGGAACUGGAGAAAUUGCCCCUUGGCGUGGAACUGCCAGUAUUCAAGCGAUUAUCAAGGAGCGCCUUCGUUGGUAUUAGAGGCUGUUGCUUCACAAAAUUUAUGGAUUUUGCAUGCUUAUUUCGGGGUUGCGGGUUCCAACAACAACGUCAAUGUUCUUGAUCAAUCACCAAUAUUUGACGAUCUUUUGUCAGGAAAAGCACCGGAUGCUCCUUUCACAGUGAAUGGAAAUGAAUAUAAGUUUGGGUAUUACCUUACAGAUGGAAUAUAUCGACCAUAUUCCACGUUUGUGAAGGCGUUUCGACACCUAAUAGACCCAAGAGACAAAUAUUUCAAGAGACGACAAGAAGGAGCACGUAAGGACGUUGAAAGUGCUUUUGGGGUUUUGAAAUCAAAAUGA
Molecule: messenger RNA, 669 nt
Organism: Lactuca sativa (garden lettuce)
Lineage: Eukaryota; Viridiplantae; Streptophyta; Magnoliopsida; Asterales; Asteraceae
Source: RefSeq, a predicted model, not a curated record